AUGUCAAAUAUAUUAGAAAAGUCAUUAGAUGAUAUUAUAGGUGAGAAACAAACACAAAGAAAAUUUGUACCAACUAGAAGAAGAGGAACUCCAUCAAAUCGAUCAUCAAGAUUCCAACCACAUUCAAGAUAUUCAAGAUUUUCAAGUAGACCAAAUCAUAUAGAAAAAGAUAGAGAUGUAUAUAUUCCUCGUACAACAACCACAACCGCAAACAAUAUCCCCAAAGAUGUAUUACAAUUAGCCAAAGGUAGACCAACAUUAAGAUUAAAAAACAUUCAUCAAGAAUUAAAUGGAGAAGAUUUAAAUAAUUUAUUUUCAAGUAUAAAUUCAGUAGAUUUUAUAAAAUUUGAUGAUUUAAAUGAUUCUAUUGCUUAUAUAUGUUUUCAAAAUGAUAAUGAUAGAAGUAAUAAAGAAGCUAUUGAAAAAUAUGAUGGUAAAAAGGCAAUGGGAAAAAUAUUAAUUGUUGAAAAUACGGUAAGUUUAGUUGAUAGAAUUAAAUCAAAUCCGGUAAAUACAUUUAGACCUUCACCAUUAAGAAGUGUGCCUAGAGGUGCGAUUAGAGGUGGAUUCAGAGGUGGAAGUAGGGGAAGUUCUAGAGGUGGAUUUAGAAGUUCAAGAAGUAUAUCCACACCAAAGAAAAGUGCAGAAGAUUUAGAUAAGGAGUUGGAUAAUUAUAUGACGAAUACUAAUGAUGAAAUGAGUGUGGAUUAG
Lodderomyces pseudojiufengensis is the source of this 711-nucleotide messenger RNA. RefSeq lists its product as uncharacterized. Gene Ontology annotation, biological process: mRNA export from nucleus. The record is from RefSeq and is a predicted model, not a curated record. NCBI's taxonomy places the organism in Eukaryota, Fungi, Ascomycota, Pichiomycetes, Serinales, Debaryomycetaceae. Gene Ontology annotation, molecular function: mRNA binding. The coding region runs from base 1 to 711 and encodes 236 amino acids. Gene Ontology annotation, cellular component: nucleus. The transcript has a single exon.